CCUACAAUUUUAGUUGGCCAUCAGAACAGUAGCCCAGCUCAGCCCCAGACCAUCAUUCAGUACGGUGUCUGGUCUUAAGAUUCCUUCCGUCUUCAAACUUUCUGUAAAUUCUGUGUGCUGCCUUCAGCCUUGUUAGACAGCUCAACUAUUGAGAUUAAUAAGUACCAUUCGCCUCAUCCUUCAGAGCUAUCAUUUGGCGACUUAAGUCGUCUGUACAGUCACGCAACCGCAACUGUUUCUCAGUCACUCAGGAAGUUAGCGAUCCUCGUUACUAGCAAUCGCAACUGUUGCGGAAUUUGGGAGCGAUGCAGUGCAACGCGUGUAACGCAUCGUUCGACGAUGGGCCGUCACGAAACGCCCACUAUCGCUCCGACUGGCACCGCUACAACCUGAAGCGAAAGGUAGCGGGUCUCCCCGGGGUGACAGAGCAGUGGUUCGAGAAGCGCAAGGAGGCCGUCGCAGCCGCCGCAGCCGCCGUUGCUGGGGGAAAGCGGGGCGCCGUCGCUGCGGCAACAGCAGCCGCCGCCGCCGCCGCAGCAGCCGCGUCAGGGGACAUUGCAGCAGCGGAAGCCGGGGGGCCCUUGAGUGGGGGCGCGGAUGGGGUUGCGCCUGGGGGGAUUGCGCUUGGGGGGGUUCCGCCUGGCGGAGCGCCAGUCGCUGCUGGAGGGUGGUUGAUAUACGAGUGUGUCGUUUGCAGUAAGAAGUACAAUAGCGAAUCAGCUCAUGCGAGUCAUUUGCGAUCCAGGCUACACGCGUCCAAGGCUGCAACCGCUGUGGCAGCCGCACGGGCUGGUGCUACUGGGGCAGGCAUUAUCGGGGCAGGGGUUCAGGGUUCAGGGGUUUUGGACCCGUCUAGGCCGGUGAUUCGGAGGGUUGAGGCGAAACCAGUGGUUGUGGCGGUGAGGGGGAAAGACGCGGGAGUUAAGGAUAAGGGGAAAGGGGUGGUGGAGGAAGGGGAGGAGGAGGAAGAGGAAGAGGAGGAGGAGUGGGAGGAGGUGGAUGAGGAGGAGGCCGCGGCGUUGCUGGCAGAGGGAGGGGAGGAGGUAGAAGAGGAGGGAGAGGGAAGCAAGGAGGGAGAAGGGGAGGAAGGGAAGGAAGGGGAGGAGGGGGAGAAGGGUAGAGGAGGAGGGGGAGGAGAGGAGUGGGACGUGUCUCAGUGCUUUUUCUGCGACAAGAAAAGCAAGGGGGGGUUGGACGAAUGCGUCGAGCACAUGCACAAGCACCACGGGUUCUUCAUCCCCGAUAUGGAGUUCCUCACGGACCUGCAAGGGAUGCUACAGUAUCUGGCGGCGAAAGUCACCCAGGGGCGCAUGUGCCUGUGGUGCGAUGACAGGAGCAAGCAGUUCAGCUCGGUGGAGGCGGUUAGAGCGCAUAUGGAGGCGAAGAGCCAUGGCAAGCUGCGGUAUGGGGAUGGGUCCGGCAUCGCUGAGGAGGAAUUAGAAGACUUCUACGACUUCAGCAAGAGUUAUGAGGAAGGCACGAGCCGUGAGCUGAUUGUGGCUGAUGACGUUCGUCCGCAUGUGGCCUUGACCAGCGGGGGCAUGGAGCUGAUCAUAUUCAAUGCCGCAGCAGGAAAGGGGGGCAGGGGUGCGGAUAAGGGUGCAUGUGGCACGAAGCGUGUGAUUGGCUCGCGGGAUCUCGCGAGAUAUUACCGCCAGCGACCGAAACCGACUGGCGACAGCAACACACGACUUGUGGCUUCUGUGCUCGCCAAGUACCGAGCCAUGGGUCUGGCCACACGGCAGCUGGGCUGGCGGACUGCAGAGCAGCAGCAGCAGUUGAAGCAGAGGGAUGCGACAUCUGUUGGGCGGCAGAAAUUCGAGCGCCUGCGCACUAGUGUGGGCAUCAGCAACAAUGUCAACUGGAACCUCCCCAAGAAUGUGCCGUAUUAGAUGCUGGCUGGUCUCGUGUCAACAGUUGCUUUUCACAGCAGAUCAGCAGAGGCAGCUGAAGGGGGGGGGCACAGUAGCAGUGGGACGGCUCUGCAGAGGGCUGAGCAGAUGUGCACUAGCAUGGGCAUCAGGUCAGGAACAAUGUCAACUGGAAUCUCCCCAAGAAUGUGCUGUAUUAGAUGCUGGCGUGGCUUGCUUCAACGAUUGCUUUCUGGAGCAGGAGCAGCUGGAGAAGAGGGAGGGACACGGACGGCAGCAGUGGGGCGGCAGAGAUUUGGAUGCAAGCGCACUAGUUCUGAAAUUGUCACAUGGAAUCUUCUCCCCACGAAUGUGUCAGCUGAUAGUUACCAACUUGUGUUUUUCAAUGUCGGUUGCCUGCGAAGGUAAUUUCAAAUUAGCUCUACUUGUGCAAAUUGUAGCCUUCCAACGAGCAUCUUCCAAAGCAGUAGUGACCAGGCAGGUCACAAGCAGGCCCCCAAAUUGCAGACUUUUUACUCUGAUGCAGACUUUUUUCAGAGUUUUUUGGGGGGUGUACUCUGAUUGGGAAGACUUUUUUUUGUACCUU
Molecule: messenger RNA, 2457 nt
Organism: Closterium sp. NIES-67
Lineage: Eukaryota; Viridiplantae; Streptophyta; Zygnematophyceae; Desmidiales; Closteriaceae
Source: the annotation of a GenBank genome assembly